Cygnus olor (mute swan) is the source of this 4861-nucleotide messenger RNA. RefSeq lists its product as uncharacterized. NCBI's taxonomy places the organism in Eukaryota, Metazoa, Chordata, Aves, Anseriformes, Anatidae. The transcript is spliced from 11 exons. The coding region runs from base 1492 to 2400 and encodes 302 amino acids. The record is from RefSeq and is a predicted model, not a curated record.
CUGACCCCGGGGCAGGUCCAGCCCCUGCCCUGCACCCCCUGGGCCAGAUCCUGCUCCCUGCUGCUGCAGGAGGGACGCCGCCGGCGCUGCUCAGCCCCUCCAACAGCACCUCGGGGUGAGACCUGCAGGCUUCGCCGGGACGUGGGGUGCGCCCGGAUCUCCUGUCUUUGCUUUCUGCCUGAUGCUCACGUGCAGUGGGAGAAGGAACCAGGUGUUAGAGCUGCUCGUCUGGAGGCAUCGAGCCAUUGGGGAAAAGUCAGCUCAGCUCUGGACCCCUGCAUCCCCUUGUGCACAACAUUGGAGGGGAAAAAAAUAAAUUAGGAGGAAGACCAACACUGGAAGUGUUUUACUCUCCCCGGUUCCCGUGUUUCUUUGGGGGUGCAGCCUCCAGGUCACCGUGCGCCCCACGAAGGGCACCAGCACCCUCUGGCCCCGGUGCCACUGCGUCGGCUUCAUCCCAUCCCAUCCCUCCUCAACCUCACGGAGCACCCUCCCGGCAUCACCACGCGGGUGCCUCUCUGCUGCGGGUCCUUCUGCCAGGUGUGUGUGCGGCUGCGAGGACUUUUUUGGGGUUUUCACCCAGGUUUGGUGAAUUUAGGUCACCCAUGAGGCUGGGGCUCAGUGCUGAGCCAGCUUCUGCCAGGCUGCAUCCCUGGGUGGAAAUACUUCUGGUUUUGCUCCUUUCUGUAGGUGUUGAGGAAGCUAAAGCCAUCCUGCAGCAAAGCACGUCCUCCCAGACUCCAGCCCUAAACUGCGGUGUUUUUGGGGUCCCACCUGGCUGGGUAGAGAAAAAGGCUUUGGAGCUGCUCCCAGCGUGGCUCUCCCCAUCCCAGGAGCCUGGGGGACUUGAUACUGGUGGGUCUGGUGUCCCCCUGGAGGAUGGGGAGACUCCUCUGGGGAAAAUCCUUCCCCGUGGGCAUCGAAGGGCACCCGGGUGGCGACGCCGGGGCUUGCCCCAGACGUGGGGCUUCACCGACAGUUGCGGUGCCGGGGGGCGAGGGGGCUGGAGCCCACGGCCCGGGGGCUGUUGUUAUUCCUCUCGUGUAGCAGGCAGGAUUUCUGCGAGUGCCAUAAACCCAUCACGUGGGCAGAGCCUGGGUGAGCUCUAAUUGCUUCUAUUUGCAUAAUGAGGCGAGGCUCAGCAUCCUGCUGAUAUUUGAAAGGAGAAAAUCAAAAUCAGCUCGAGAUAAACAACCUACCCCCGCUCCUAAUUUGAUCAUUCCGCCCCCCCCCCCUCCCCCCAAAGCUGGAUGCAGGUUUUUGGUUUGUUUUUCCAGCUCUUUAGCCCCCCAGAAGCCUCCUGUUGCCCACUGCCCCAUCUCUCUGGGGACCACGACCACCAGCAUCCCUUGGCUCUGCCACCACCCCUCUGCUCUCUGCAGCAGCCCCGUGCUGGCGGCGGGGUGCUGCGGGCACCCAGCUUCCCCAGGUGGCUCCCGGUGCGCUGAGGGUUUGGUUUUACCCCCGUGAUGAUGCCGUCCUGGCUGGGAAAUGGCUUGCAGGUGGCAACAAGGCUGUUGGGGUGCUGGGGAGCCAGGUUUGGGGCACGUCGGGGCUGUCGGGGCUGGGUGUCCCCCGUUUUCCCAGGGUGAAGGGCCUGGCACUGUGCGGUGCCGGAGGGUCUGCGCCGAGCGGGUUUGGUGGGGAGUUCCUGAGCGAGAGCCCAGCAGAUGUCACUACAGCCUGUGCAAUGGGGACAGGAGGGCUGCUGGGGACACGUCCCGCCUGGGGGACACGGGCCGGCCGGGGCGCAGCACCACUCGCACACCCCGCGCUGCUCCCCAGCUUCGUGUGCGCUGCUCCGGACCCCGUGCGAGCCCCCAGCGGUGGCAGAAAGGGCUCUGCUUGCACCCCUGCUGCUGCUGCUGGCUCCUUCCUCGGGGCCUCGGAGCUCCUGGAGGAAGGGCUGAUGUCCCCUGGCUGGGCUGUGACACCAGCCUGCGCCCCCCAUCCUUGGGACAUCCUCACAAUCCCCUUGCCCCCCCCCCCCCCCCCCCCCCCCCCCCGGGCGCUGUCCUUCCGUGUGGCCGCAUCCGGGCAUCCCCUGGGUGCUGGGGCAUCGCCGAGGGCUGCUGGCCUUGGAGGGCUGCUCCUCGAGGGUCCUCAGCCCCGGCGCGCAGUGACAGGGUCCAGGCAGUCGAAGCUCCCACACUCGGAGGACGGCGCAAGGUUAAAAGGAUGCGGGCGAGAGCAGAAAUCCCUGCUGCGGGUCUGGUAAGGUGCGGGGAGGCGAUGAGGGGCUCCCAGCCCCGUCUGCAGCUUGGGGGUGUCCCCGUGAUGCGGUCGGGGUCUGUGGGAUGGGGCUGGGGGGGUCCCAUGGGCACCAUAACCGGGUGGUUUGGGGGCGACCUCCUCCUCUGGGUGGGCCUGGAGGUGUCGGGGGGGAAAGCACAGAAUUAGAAAAUCACAGAAUCAUAAAAUCCUAGAACAUCCGGAGCUGGAAGGGACUGUCCGUGCAGGAGCAGGUCUUGCUGCCCCCAUCAUCCCUGUCCUUGCCCCCAGCUCCUUCUUGCUGUGCUCUGGUCACCUCCCGUAAGCUCAGGUGGGAUCAGGGCUGGGUAAGGGGCUGAGCUCUCUGGAAGCUGAAGCCAAGGCGAGCAACCUGUGGCUGUGCUGGGGGCUGGGGGGCUGUUAGCCACGAGCAGUGAGGAUGCAGGGGCUGGGUUUUAUUGCUGCCAGGAGGGACAGAGCUCCCCCAAACCAUCUUGGUGCAGCAGGGAUGGGUCUCGGCAUCCUCCUGCCAUCACUACCCAGGGCUCCAGGGCAGCAAAACAAAUCCCUAAAUGGCUCCAGGCACGGGGGGUGCCCCGCAUCCAUCCUGCCCCAGCAGCACAUUUUGUUCUUUCCCCCUCUUCCCACGAAGGAGAAGCUCCCAUCCUCGCCGCUCUGCUGGGUCUGCAGCGCCUGGGGGCCGCCUGCAGCCUCGUCACCGCCGCGUCACGUCGGGCAUUUGUGGCUAAUUUUUAUUAUCCCUUCCCAGGUUUGUCCCUGUCACUGCUGCCGGCCCGGCUCUCCAGCAGGUUCGCUCCGCGGAGCGCUGCAGGUGAGAUAAAAACCAUCACAGUGGAAAGGGCUUGCUCCAAGGGCGGCCCACAUCCCGCUGGCUGCACUGCCACGACCUUCCUCUGGUGCUGAGGGGGACUCCUGCAAAUUAAUAGCGCUGGUGCCAUGGGGAGUGCCUGGCAGCCCUGGGGGUUUCGGGACGAGCCGGAGGUGCAGGGCAGAUGUGGAGAAGCCCCGAGGCCACGGAUGCCUCCCCACGCUGCUGAGGGCCGGAGACCCUCGAUAAUGGUUGGGGUUUUCCACUGAAGCCUUCCCAGCGUGACCCCAAACCACUUUUCCUGCCUCCUCCUGGGGAGGAGAACGGAUCCACGCAGCGAAGCUCACGGGGCCCUGCCGAGCAUCCUCCCCCCGACCCCGGGGGCUUCUCCUUUGGGGACCCCGGGGCAGGGGAGCGGGUCCGGCCGAGCCCACCCGCGGGACGCAGCGGCUCGGCUCUCCCCACCGUGCAUCAGAACAGUGAUCUCGCUGUGGGUUGCUCUGUGUUCCCUUCCCCAGAAAACAUCGGGUCCUAUGAUAACCGGGUUGGACUCUUGGAAAAAGCAGUUUGCCCAGGGCAGCUGCUGUUCCUGCGCGGGAUGGGCUUGUUCCCAGCCGUGUCCCUGCCGUCACCGGCCACUGCUGGCCACUGCAAAGCCGCUCUGGCCCUGGGUGAUGCCAGGAAUGAAGGUUUUCUGCCACAUUUUGCACUCCCUAAUGCUUUCCUGGUCUUGCCGUAGCAAUGUGCCACCCCAAAACCUCACCAGCUGCCCCAUGGAAAGAGCUGCCUGCGGUGGGACCUCAGCCCCAGCUUAUAGGAAACAUGUGUCCCGAGGAUUAACAGCCGUGUAAAAGAUAAAGCAGCGAGUCAAACCUCCAGCCAGCAUGUUUCAAAUAACCCGCUGCUGCCGCAACGUGUAGUCACCGGGGCAAUAAGGAACGGGCUGGGGAAGGUCCCAAUUUCUCCCCCGUCGAGGCAAACGCUUCGGCUAAUUAGCAAAACGUGUCGAAGAAAAUGAUUGAUGUCCCGGGAGGAGAUUUCGCUGCCUUUGUGCUGGCAUGGACUGACUUCUGCUCUUAAAGGGUGUGAGCAGCCCCGGCCGGGAUCUGCGCUCCUCUCCAGCCAUCCGCGGGUGGUGCGUGCCAGCCCCCCCGUCCUGCCCGGCUGGGUUCUUUAUUUUUUCUUUCUUUAUUUUUGCCGGAUUUUGGAAGAAAAAAAAAGCUUUUCAUUGGGUAAAAGAUGAGAAAAAAACAAAACCAAAAACACAACCCCCACAACCAAAUAAGCCAGCACUGCUCCAUCAAACACCCAGGGAUCCUUUGCCCGCUUCCCGGGGCUCUCCCUAUGGGACCCCCCCCCACCGGGAUGUAGUGAGGAUGGGGGGGGGGGGGUCGCAUGCUCCCCCCCCCCCCCCAUUUCUCCCGGUAUUGGGAUGCCUCGCGCCAGGGACCCCUUUUUUUGCCUUCAAAUCCCACCCGUGCCGUGCCACCCCCCAGGGGGCUUUAUUUGAGGGGGGGGAGAACCCCUGCUCUGCUUUGGUGAUGUGGGGGAGGAAAGGAGCCCCCCCCUCCCCCUUUUAGCCCCCCAAUGUUUUGCCCCCCCCAAACCUUGUCAGCCUCCCAAAAGGAAGGCAAGGGAGAUGUAUGGGGGUAUGGGGGGGGGACGCUUUCCUUUGCCUCCCAGGCUGGUCCCCUCCAUUGCCCCCCCCCCCCCAAUCCUAGCUGCCUUCCCGGGGGGGCACCGCAGGGCUCUACCGCCUCCUGCCCGCUCCCCUCCGCCUGCUUGGGGAUGGGGGGGGGGGACAAGGGGGGGGGGGGAGGA